Molecule: messenger RNA, 1282 nt
Organism: Meloidogyne enterolobii
Lineage: Eukaryota; Metazoa; Nematoda; Chromadorea; Rhabditida; Meloidogynidae
Source: the annotation of a GenBank genome assembly
AUGGAAGAUAUUGUAUUAGAUGAUAAAGAAAAUAAAAAUAAACAGAAAUUUGUUAAUACUAUUAAAAAUGAAAGAAAAAUUCAGCCAAAAUCUUCCUUUUCUUGUCCUCUCUCAAUGAUUGAAUUUUUGUUAUAUACUCGAGAUUUUACAUUAGCUGCAGCCUGCGGAGUAAUUUCUGCUAAUUUCAAUUUGUAUAUUGGAAAUUAUUUAACUUUUGUUGUCACAAGCAAAAUCUCACCUAAUCCAAAAACUACAUUAUUUUCUUGUGUUCUAGAUUUACUUAUUCUUGGUUGUUUACUUCCUCAACUUUCUUUUUUACUUUUUAUUUCUUUAAGUAAUUCAACAAAAAAUUCAAAUAAUUUUGAAUUUAGAAAAGCUUUGGCAAUUUUAAUUAAAGAUAUAAUAUUCUUUUUGUCAAGUAUUGCUAUUGGGUUUUAUCGUUCUACAAUACUUACUGCCCCUAUAUUAAUUACUCCAAUUUUGGUUUUUAUAUGGACUUUUAUAAGCAUUAAAGUUCAAAGUCUCGAAAAAAUCAUGUCCAAAUCAUCAUCUCUCCGAUACUUCAGACUUUCUGGCCAUUUAUUGCUUUUCUUUAUGAAUAUAAGCCUUGGAGGGCUUUUUGGCACAAAAUUAGUAGAUUUACAUUUAUUAAAAUAUCCGGGUGAUAUUUUUACAAUUGUUAUUGGAAUUGGUACAAGUUCUAUACAAUUAGCCAAUGCCUACAUUAAUUUUAUCCCAUUUUUUAACAAAAAAUUUAUAAAAACUGAAAGUACACAAAAAAUUUUAAAAAAUGAUUUGGUGGAAAAUAAUUUAAAUAAAAAAUGUGUAGUUUUUACGGUUAAUGAAAAUUUAGAAGACAGCAAUAAUAUUGAAGAAAAGCCUAAAUUUUUAAAUAAUAUAAUUAUUUGGCUACGUUCACAAUUAUUAUUAAUAAAUAACUGGCCUAUUUGUUUUAUUUUUGGAUUGAUUGCUUGUUUAAUACAUGCAUUCGGAUAUCCCGUUUUUACUCGCGACACAGGGCUUUUCUUUAGCGUUUUUGAGGAUUUUAUGGAUAUUUCAACAAAUUUAUUUAAAAAAGUAAAAUGGAUUUGUUUUGUAUAUGGAACUAUGGGAAUAAUUGUUUUUGUAUCCACAACAAUUUGGGUAAGAGAUUUUAUUGAGAAAAUUAUUGAAAGACUUGUACUCGUUAAUGAAUAUUGAAGAAAUAAAAUUAUUUGAAAACCUCCCCCUCCCCCAUCCUAACAAAUCAAAAAAUUGAAAACGAUCAGUCGGGGAUGAGAUG